AUGUCCUCAAAAGUUCACCAAGCUUCUUCAAUUGAUGUUCAAACAGAGAGGGCUUUUCAAAAACAAGAAACUAUUUUUAUUGGGGCAAAGAGACUUUUAUCAAAAAAGUCGAAUUCUAAAAUCCCACGUUAUUUUAAGGAUCCAGGUUUAGGAUUUACAGUACCAGCAGAAGCAAAGGAUGGUAUUUAUAUUGAUAAGAAAUGUCCAUUUACUGGUAAUGUUAGUAUUCGUGGACGUAUCUUAAAAGGUAUGUGUAUCUCCACAAAAAUGAAGAGAACAAUAGUAGUAAGGAGGAAUUAUUUGAAGUAUGUUCCUAAAUACAAUCGUUUUGAAAAGAGACAUAAGAAUAUUUCUGUUCAUUGUUCACCAUGCUUUGAUGUUAAAGAAGGUGAUAUUAUUACAUUUGGGCAAUGCCGUCCAUUAUCUAAGACAGUUAGAUUUAAUGUUUUAAAAGUAGAGAAGAAUCAAAUAUUUGGUACAGCUCGUAAACAAUUCCGAUUAUUCUAA
Cryptosporidium muris RN66 is the source of this 507-nucleotide messenger RNA. Its product is annotated as 40S ribosomal protein S11, putative. Bases 1 to 507 code for a protein of 168 amino acids. Gene Ontology annotation, biological process: translation. Lineage: Eukaryota; Apicomplexa; Conoidasida; Eucoccidiorida; Cryptosporidiidae. Gene Ontology annotation, molecular function: structural constituent of ribosome. Gene Ontology annotation, cellular component: cytosolic small ribosomal subunit; ribosome. The transcript has a single exon. The record is from RefSeq and is a predicted model, not a curated record.